Messenger RNA from Amorphotheca resinae ATCC 22711, 1524 nucleotides. RefSeq lists its product as hypothetical. The record is from RefSeq and is a predicted model, not a curated record. The transcript is spliced from 3 exons. Lineage: Eukaryota; Fungi; Ascomycota; Leotiomycetes; Helotiales; Amorphothecaceae. The coding region runs from base 1 to 1524 and encodes 507 amino acids.
AUGGAGACCAAGAUCGCUUGUGUUGAUAUGGUUGUGACGAUCUUCCCUGAUAUCUGCCGCGAUUUUGUCUCGGGUCUCUAUGACAAACUCUCCAAACACUCCGACCAGCUUAUCAACCAUAUCUUGGAGAGUGAAGUGCCAUACCCAAAAGCAAAAGAUUCUCAGAAGACACUAAAAAGAAAGAGGGAUCUCGAUGAGGAAGAGGAGUUAACCCGCAAGUAUUCUUCUGCAGACCGCGUAAUACCGGUGAAAGCUGAUGGCGUCCGACCUUGGAUACGUCAUAUUUUGUCUCUGGAGUUUCCAGAAACCCCCAUGACUUUCAUUGAUACGUGCUUGUAUCAAGAUGGGUUUCGUCUGUUCCCGACGUAUCGGGUUCUUGAACAGGCCCACAGAACGUUUGAUCCACAGAACCCUCCGUAUAACAAACUAAAAGUCAAGAGGAAGAUGUCGGAAGAGUACCAAGAGGCCCGUUUGAAGAUUCUCCUUGACGGAAGGCCCAUUCCCGGAAGCAUAUAUGAUAGGGAACAUAUCGAGAUUCUUCAAGAAUUGCAAGCAGCUAGAAGAGUUCGAAAAAAGGCCGAUGCGGAUCGUGAGGAGGAGCGCCGACUAGAACUUGAAGAGGAAGCUAAUCUACUGAAGGCCCAAGCUGAGGGUACGAUAGCAGAUUGCGGCUGUUGCUUUGGCGAGUACCCUCUCAAUCGAAUGGUUCAUUGCAACAAUGAAGAGGCAUUGCAUUGGUUUUGCAGGGAUUGCGCCAGACAGAAUGCAGAAACAGCGAUUGGCCAAUCUAAGUACCAGCUUGUCUGCAUGUCAACUGACGGCUGCGCCUCGGGAUUUUCACAAGAACAGCGCUCACACUUCUUGGACGAGAAAUUGGCUAUUGCGCUGGAGCGUAGCGAACAAGAAGCAAAUCUGCGCAUGGCAGGCAUCGAAAACCUUGCUAGUUGCCCUUUCUGCCCAUUUGCCGCGGAGUAUCCGCCGGUUGAGAUUGACAAGGAAUUUAGGUGCCAAGCCCCUGAUUGCGAAAGGAUUAGCUGCCGCCUUUGCAAGCUUGAAUCUCACAUUCCAAAGAGCUGUGAGGAGAACGCCAAAGACAAUGGAUUGUCAAUCCGACGACAGAUUGAGGAGGCAAUGUCCGAAGCUUUGAUUCGCAAAUGCAACAAAUGCGGGACACCAUUUGUUAAAGAGGAAGGAUGCAAUAAGAUGACCUGUACAAGGAACGGAUGCUUCAAUGUUCAGUGUUACAUUUGCUCCAAGUCCUGCAACUAUGACCAUUUCAACGACCCACAAAGAGGUGGUAGGGUGGGAAAUUGCCCAUUAUUUGAGAGCACUCAGCAGCGGCACGAUGACGAUGUCCGGAAAGCGGAAAAGGAUGCGCUUGAAAGAAUUCGGGCAGAGCAUCCGGAAUAUUCUGAAGAAGAUCUGAAAAUUCAAGUUUCGGAGGCUGUCCUGAAAGACGAUGAGCGACGGAGGGCGAAUAAUCCCAGAGCCCGUCCAGUGCCUAUGGGUGCUCCUGGUCAGUAG